Molecule: messenger RNA, 1372 nt
Organism: Syngnathus typhle (broad-nosed pipefish)
Lineage: Eukaryota; Metazoa; Chordata; Actinopteri; Syngnathiformes; Syngnathidae
Product: cytoglobin-1-like
Exons: 5
Coding region: 16-735 (239 amino acids)
Biological process (GO): oxygen transport
Molecular function (GO): heme binding; iron ion binding; oxygen binding
Source: RefSeq, a predicted model, not a curated record
AUUCUCGACUGAUUGAUGUUCCAACCCAGCAAUGAAAUGAAAUCUGAGCACAUUCUCAGCUGUGGCAACAAAACCAAGCCUGUUCUUCACUCACACCGAGAUUCAGUGCUGGGAGCGCAACAAUUCUCAUUGGGGCAAAGACGUAAAGGAAAGCAGCCUCUUUUUCCAUCAAGAGCAAAGACAAAAAAAAAAAAGAUGGAGAGGAUGCAGGGAGAGGGAGAUCUGGACCACCUGGAGAGACCAAGCUCACUGACUGACAAGGAUAAGGUGAACAUCCAGGACUCCUGGGCAAAGGUUUACCAAAACUGUGAUGAUGUUGGAGUGGCCAUACUCAUUCGGCUGUUUGUGAACUUCCCCUCAUCCAAGCAAUACUUCAUCAAGUUUAAGAACAUAGAAGACCCAGAGGAACUGGAAAAGAAUCCCCAGCUGAGGAAUCACGCCCGCAGAGUCAUGAGCGGCAUCAAUACGCUGGUGGAGAACCUGGCUAACCCGGAGAAGAUCACCUCAGCCCUGAAGCUACUCGGCAAAGCACACGCACUUCGGCACAAAGUGGACCCGGCGUACUUUAAGAUCCUCAAUGGUGUAAUCCUGGAAGUAUUGGGAGAAGUGUUCCCAGAGCUGAUGACAGCAGAUGUAGCAGGAGCAUGGACUAAACUCUUGGCUACAGUCUACACGGGUAUCACCAGCACCUAUGAAGAACUGGGUUGGACCAAGCUCUCCACCUCAACCGGGUGAAGGUUUAUUGAACGGCGCGUACCUAUAGACCUCUGACUGUGUGUCUUCAAGAAUGAACGACUUCACUUUGAAAUAUCUUCUUCGCAUAGAAUCUAUAUCGCAGAAAUACCGUCUCAUGUUAUCUAUCGGCAGCUAUGGGAUAGCAUCGAAGUGUAUCAAAGGAGAAGACACAUAGAAUGUGCCUUGUAAUGUAUGUGUAAAGUACCGUAUUUUCCCCACUAUAAGGCGCACCUAAAAACCUCCAAUUUUCUCAAAAGCUAGGAGUGCGCCAUAUAAUCAGGUGCGCCUUAUAUAUGGACCAAUAUUGAGCCACUACAACAGGCGUGUCCAAAGUUCGACCCGCGGGCCAAAUGUAUAUAUCUUAUAUAUGGACAAAGUUUUGAAAUGGGCCACUCAUUGAAGGUGCGCCUUAUAAUCCGGUGCGCCUUUUAGUGCGGAAAAUACGGUACAUAUAUCCUAAAAACUGCCAUGUAAAUAUCACACAAUGCUUCUGUCUUUGCUAGUGGAAACCAUGCGGGAUACUCGGAAUAACAUUUUUACAUUUUUAACAAUAAUCAUAAUAGAUUUUCUCAUCAUGACGUACCUUUGUAUCCACAUUUACCAAUGUUUUGAAAUAAAAAUAUUUUAGAAAAAGUGA